AUGCCAACCAUACACGAGCGAAUCCGCGAAGAGAUUCUCAGAAAAGAGCGCGCUCUCUGGUCAGCGCUCACAUGUGCCGAUCCACCACCCCAGAUCAAGAAAUUAAGCAACGAAGGGGUUGUGUUGUUGUUCCCGAAAAUGCCAAUCCUAACGUUGGAAGACGAGGAGGAGUUUGACGAAUGCCUGAAGCCUCCAUUCCAUCGCUUCGAUGGAUUCCAGCUAGAUGAUGUACGGACGAUUGUCAUCGAUCUCAUGGCCGGCUCGGUGACAUAUAAGGUUUAUGCUGUUCGGGGGGACAAAGAAUAUCGAGCGACGGGUUCUACUACUUGGAGUCAAGCAGCUGAUGGUGAAUGGCGGGUUGUGACGCACCAGGAAACUCUCCUGUAG
Messenger RNA from Penicillium verhagenii, 387 nucleotides. Its product is annotated as nuclear transport factor 2 family protein. The record is from RefSeq and is a predicted model, not a curated record. The transcript has a single exon. Bases 1 to 387 code for a protein of 128 amino acids. NCBI's taxonomy places the organism in Eukaryota, Fungi, Ascomycota, Eurotiomycetes, Eurotiales, Aspergillaceae.